Messenger RNA from Fonticula alba, 10389 nucleotides. Its product is annotated as TKL protein kinase. The transcript is spliced from 11 exons. Gene Ontology annotation, molecular function: protein kinase activity; ATP binding. Gene Ontology annotation, biological process: protein phosphorylation. The record is from RefSeq and is a predicted model, not a curated record. Bases 1 to 10389 code for a protein of 3462 amino acids. NCBI's taxonomy places the organism in Eukaryota, Rotosphaerida, Fonticulaceae.
AUGCCGUGGUUGGUGCGGCGACCGGCCGGGCCCCGGCCACCGUCACCCGCGCGGCCGGUGCUCGCCCUGGCGCUGGCACUGACGCUGCUGCUGCUGCUGUUGCCGGCACAUGGCAGCGCGCCGGCCGGUCUCUUUCUCCUGGAAGCGCCGCGCCUGCUGGGGAAGUCCCCCUCCGGCGGGCAGGCGCUCCUGCUGCCAGGCGAGCCGAUGGUCCACCAUUCCGCGCCCGGGGACCAGGUCAACAUCUUUAAGCAGGGCAUCAACCUUGAUCUCUUCUCGGACGCGCGUCUGGGGUCGGUCUUCUUCCCGGAUCCCGACCUCAUCCUGCGCUUUGCCGGGGUUCCGGACAGCCUGACCAGCGAGCCGAUGCUGGUCCCCAUGCCGGGCGAGCUGCCGAGCCUGGUCUGGCUGUCUGGAAGCCGGGUGGGUGUCUCGACCGAGGACCUGGUGCACACCUUCGACCUGCCGGCCGGCGGCCCGGCGCGCCUGCUGGCGGCCGUGUCCCGCUCUGCCAGCGACACGUCAAUCCUCCUGGGCCUGGGCACCGGUAAAACCCUUGUCCUGCGCUGUUACGCGUCCGCCUGGUCGCUCAUUGAGAUCCCCACCGGCGCCAAUGGCGGCACGGCCGGCCUGCCGGGGCACCUGUACGUGGCCGCCUCCAUGUCCGGGUGGGUGUGGGCACCGGAGGGCGGCCCGAUGAGGGGCUUCCCGGUCGACGACGAGCCGGUCCUCCGGGUGGCCGCCACGCGCUUCAUCACCGACGACCCGGAUUCCCUGGACCUGGUCAUCGUGACGGACCAGCGCCUGCGGGUUUUGGUCGGCCUAAAGGACAACCACCAGCCCGCCCGCGUGCUGGAUGCCCCGCUGUCGGCCGAGCAGAGGGACCUCUCCACCGAGCUGGUGCCCGAGCUGGCGCCCGGUGCCUCGCCAUCGGGCUUCCUCUAUCUCCUCAGCAAUGGGACCACCCUGUGGCGGGUGUCGGCCCUGCCGGACAAUGCGCUGGCCUGGCAGCGGGUCAGCACCCCGUCGGGCUUCUUCGCCGCCCCCAGCCGGGUCAGCCUCAUGAGCAUGGACCUGGGCGCCGCCCCGGCCGGGCCGGCCGAGCGCUGGGUCUUGGUCCGGGAUGGCAGGGCCUUCUUCACCAACGAGCAGUUCGGCUGCGGGGUGGACGCGUCGAUUGUGUGCGAUGCCGCUGCCCAUGCGUGGCGCUGUGCGCCCGGCAGGCGCCUUUCCCCGCUCCGGGCGGCCGGCGAGCUGUGCGCCGGCUGCUCGGACGGCUUCUACCCGGUGCCGGUGGGCGCCGAGCGGCGCAUCUGCCAGCCCUGCCCGACGGCCGGCUGCCGGUCGUGCGGCGACGACGGCGUCUGUCGGGCCUGCGACACGGGCUUGCUGCUGCUGCGCGACACCGCCACCCACGGCCCCGGGGCCUGCGUGCCCAGCUGCCCGGCCGGCAGCCUGGGCCUCGGGGAGGAGUGCGUGCCGGAUGCCCUGCCCGGGGCCAGGCUCCACCUGCACCCGCUGACCCUUGUGCAGGGGGCUCGGAUCACCUCGGUCGGCAUGACGAGGGCCUUCCUCAAGGAUGGCCAGGUGUUCGUGUCGAAUGCCUCGCUGAGGGCCAGCCGCCCGGGCUCGGUGGCGAUCAUCAUCAACAAUGAGCGGCUGGCCUUUCUGGACACCGAGCAGCUGGCCACCGCGCCCGGCCAGGCGCUGACCUUCCGCCAGCCCAGCAGGUUCCCCAUGCUCCCCGAGGUGGAGCAAAUCCUCGAAAUGGGCCCCUUCAUCACCCGGCUCAAUGUGCGGCUGGAGUAUCUCCUCACCGGGUCCAUGAUCUCGCGUUUGGAGUUGACUUGCACCCUGGCCGGGGUCGGCCCGGAUGAUGGCUGUCCGCUGGAGGCCAUCUGGAUCGCCCUGCCGGACGGGUUGUGGCCCGGCGUGGAGCCGGCCCAGCGGCUGUCCCCCUCGCUGGUGGCCUACGACCAUGUGCUGGGGUCCUACGAGGCCGAUGGCACCAUGGUCCAAGUGGUGGAGCCCGCGACCAUGAUGUCACAGCGGCCGGUGGUGGCCAUGCACCGGGACCCGGUCACCGGCCGGCCGGUCGAGUGGCUCUAUCGCCCGGGGCCGGCCCCGCACCUGGCGGCCAAUCCCCUGGCCCUGGUCAAGAGGCUGGACCCCCGGUGCCGGUAUGCCGACAGCGUGCAUGGCGCCGGCGUGGCGGCCGGCGGCGGCGGCGGCGGCGGCGGCGGCGGCGGCGCGGCCGGCCCGGUGGCGCCCGGGACAUCCUGGAAGUCGGUGGCCCUGGAGACCGGGGCAUCGGCCAGCGGGGCCCCCCGGUCGCAGGACAUCGUCACCAUGGGCUUCGACCAGAUCCAGGACACGUAUUACUGGCUGGCCAAGCACUAUGCCGGGGGGGUGGACGCGCAGUCGCGCACCCGGGACAUCGUCGGCACCGGCCGGGUGUUGCACCCCCUGGCCGGGGUCACCUCGCGGCCGGACUUCCUGCUGCUGGGGCUGGACCUCGAGGGGUCGCCGCGGCCCGAGUACCCGAGCGCCCUGGCGUUCGUCACUUCAAGCCAUGUCGGGGUGGCGCUGCUGCACUGCCCGGCCCAUGGGGCCGCGUGUGCCCUGGGCCCGAGCCACGUGCUGAGCCUCGGGUCGGAGGGGUCCUUCGCCUGGGCGUCGAGGCUGUCCAUGGCCCAGGUCCCCGGGCCGGAGCGCCUGCCGGAUGGCCGCCCGGCCCUCGGGGCCCUGCUGGUGGUGGUGCGUGACACGACCUCCGCAUCGCGGAGCUUCCUGGUGCAGGUGGCCCCGGGCGAGUGCCCGCCGGGGACCUACGGCCCGGAGUGCCGGCCCUGCCACCCGGCCUGCCAAGCCUGCAACGGGCCGGACUCGCUCCAGUGCUCCUCGCCCCGGUGUGACUUCUUCCUGGCCGGGCGGCCGGACGCCUGCCUGGCCGGCUGCCCGGCCGGCCUGCAGCCCGCCAGCACCGGGGCCUGCGUCUGCCACGCGGGCUGUGUGUCCUGCCAUGGGCCGACGGCCGGCGGGCCGUUCGUGUGCGCCGGCUGCCAGCCGGGCAUGGCCCUGGACCCCGGCACCCGGACCCGGUGCCUGCCCUGCCAUGCCUCGUGUGCCGAGUGUGGGGCGCCGGACGAUCCGGGCGCCUGCUGGUCCUGCCCCCCCGACGCCGGGACCCUCCUCCGGCCGGAUGGGUCGUGCGGGCCCGGCUGCCCGGCCGGGGCCUGGCCCGACGUGGGGGCCCGCGUGUGCCGGCCCUGCCCGGCCGGCUGCGCCGAGUGCCUCGUCCCGGGGGCGUGCGAUGCCUGCCGGCCGGGGUUCCUCCUGUCGGCCAGCCUCCGGCUGUGCCUCCCCUGCGAGCCGCAGUGUGCCACCUGUGCCGGGGGCCUGGACGCCUGUCUGGCCUGCGCGCCGGGCAUGCACUGGGCGGAUGGCGCGCCGCCCGGCGGCCCGGGCCCGGGCCCGACCGGCGCCUGCGACGUCUGUCCGCGGGUCUGCGCCACAUGCGACGCCGAGGGCCGGUGCCUUUCCUGCCAGCCUGGGCGCCUGCUGGUCCCGGCCACCGGGGCCUGCCUCGCCGAGUGCCCGGUCGCCACGGCCCCGGACGCCUCUGGCCAGGUGUGCGGCCGCUGCCAUGCAUCCUGCUCGGCCUGCCUGGCCCCGGGGGACCCGGCGGCCUGCUCGGCCUGCCCGGCCCCGCAUGUGCUCCAUGUGUCGGGCGAGUGCCUGGACGCCUGUCCGGGGGGGUUCCGGCCGGAGGCCGGCCACUGCGUCCCCUGCAGCGCCGGGUGCGCGCUCUGCACGCUGGCCGGGGCCUGUGACCUGUGCGACCCGGGGCGCUACCAUGCCGGCGGCGAUGUGUGUGCCCCGUGCCCGAGCUCCUGCGCCGCGUGCGCCGAUGGGGCCGCCUGCACCGCCUGCCGGCCGGGGCUGGUCUUCCUGGACCCGGAACCGGGCGUGCCGUCCCUCUGCGGCAGCACCUGCGCCCCGGGCGAGUAUGUCGGGGCUGCCCGGUGCGCCGCGUGCGAUGGGUCGUGUGAGCUGUGCGCCGGCGGGCCGAACCGGUGCCAGGUGUGUGCGGCGGGCUUCCGCUGGGGCACGGCCCCGGGCCCCGGCGGCACCGGCACAUGCGUCGCCUGUGAGCCGGGGUGCGCCUCCUGCACGAGCACCGCAUGUCUGUCCUGCGCUCCCGGGUUCCUGCUCACGGCGGCCGGCGCAUGUGUCGGUGCCUGCCCGGCCGGGUCGUUCAGCAACGGCGAGUCGUGCCAGCCGUGCGACAUUAGUUGCGCCGCCUGCGCCGGUGGCAUGGGCAACCAGUGCACAGACUGUGCCGCCGGGCUGGAACUUGUCGAGGUCACCCCCGGUGUCGGCACCUGCGUGUCCGGCUGCCCGGAGGGCCAGUACCGCGCGGGCGUCGAGUGCCUGCCCUGCGACGCGGCCUGUGCCACGUGCAACGGCCCCACGGACAAGGACUGCUGGCGGUGUGCCUCCGGCGUCCUGCAGGGCGGCGACUGCCACUGCCUGUCAUGCGCCCCGGGCACGCCGCUCAUGCUGGACACCAGCUGCGUGGCCGCCUGCCCCGGCACGCACUUCGCCGCCGGCGGGGCCCUCUGCCUUCCCUGCAGCCCGUACUGCGGCCGGUGCUCCGGGCCGGGGCGCGACCAGUGCACGGCCUGCCCGGCGGACCGGGUGCUCGUGCCGGCCGGCGAAUGCCUGGGCGCCUGCCCGGCCGGGCAGUAUGCCCGGCAGCAGCCCGGCCACGAUGGCCCGGUCUGCCAGCCCUGCUCGGCAUCAUGCUGGCAGUGCAGCGGCCCGGGCCCCGGCCAAUGCACGGCCUGCAUGGGGGACAUGCUCCUGCAGGAUGGCCAGUGCGUGGCGGCCUGCGCCGGGGGGAGCUUCGCCUGCGGCCCGGCGGGCCGGUGCUUGCCCUGCCCGGCGGGCUGCGCCACGUGCCGGCACCUGGCCAGCCGGCCGGAUGGCUGUGUGGCUCAGUGCACCAGCUGCCAGGGGGCCCUGCUCCUGUCGCCGGUGGGGGGCACUUGCGGGGAGGCCUGCCCGCCGGGGGAGUUCCUCCCCCGGGGCGAGGCCGCCCAGGGGGGCGUCUGCCAGCCUUGCGCGCCGGCGUGCGCCGGCUGCCACGAGCGGGCGGAUCGUUGCACCAAGUGCGCCGGCCCCGGGCACUGGCUGCGCUCGGACACCGGGGCCUGUGUCGAGGCCUGCCCGCCGGCCGGGCUGGCCAUGUCGCCGGUGGAGCAGGUGUGCCUUGCCUGCGGGCAGGACUGCGAGCGGUGCGCCGCCGGGCCGGCCACCCCGGGGUGCACCCUGGCGCCGGAUGGCCGCCUGGAGUGCCCGACGCCGGCCGCCUGCCACGCGUGCGUCGCGGGGCUUUUCCUCCUGAACGGGGCCUCCUGCGUGGCGGACUGCCCGGCGGGCACCUUCGCCGAUCGGGCGGCCCUGGCGCCGGGCUGCGCCGCCUGCCACCCGGACUGCCCUGCCGGCACGUGCACCGGCCCGGAGCGGGUGGACUGCUCCGGGUCCGCCGGCGGCUCCCCCGGCCGGCGGGGCCUCGCCCUCGGCCUGGGCCUCGGCCUGGGGCUGCUGCUGCUGCUGCUGCUGGGCCUGGCCAUCUUCCUGAUGCUGCGCUUGCGCCGCGGCCCGAAGCCCCCGGCCGGCGGGGAGCCGGACGAGAACUCCACCGUGCUCAAUACGAUCGUCGAGAUCUCCCUCCCCGGGGCGAUCCUGGUCGAUGUGCUGCUGGAUUUCCAGCCGCUCGACGGCCCGGCCCUCGGGGCCGGUGCCCAGGCGUCGGUCUUCGCCGCCCGGCCCAUCGGCACCGGGCUGGCGGCGCGCCUCGGCUGCCCGGACACCGUGGCCAUCAAGCAGAUGAGGGUCGAUGCGGCGGAGCCGUGGCAGCUUGCGGCCUUCCAAAAUGAAAUCGCCCUCAUGUGGCUCCUCCGCGAGCACCCGGCCAUCGUCCGGCUGUACGGCUACAGCGACCAGCCGCCGGCCAUCAUCAUGCACCGGUACCAGACGGACCUGGCCACGCUGCUGCACUCGGACGUCCCCCUGGACCAGGCUACCAUCCUGGACAUCGCCCAGCAGUGGGCCUCCGGGCUGGAGGCCAUGCACGCGCAUGGGAUCGCCCACCGGGACCUGAAGCCGGCCAAUGUGUUUGCCAGCCUCCUGGACUCCGGGGCCUGGAGCGUGGCCCUCGGCGACCUGGGCACCUCGCAGAACCUGAGCACCGACCGGUCCUCGGCCCUGGUGGCCACGGCGCCGGAGCUGAAUGCCAUGACCGCGCGCUACGCCGCGCCCGAGGUCCUGGUGGCGUUCCAGCUCCACCGGCCGCUGGACCGGGAGCUCCUCCUGCCGGCGGACAUCUACAGCGCGGCCGUCAUGCUGUGGGAGUGCCUGGCUCGCGAGGUCCCCUGGAAGGUAUGGCAGGCUUGCGUGGCCGUCAUGCGGCCGGCGCACCGGGCCGCCGCAUUUCCCACCCUGGGCCUGGUGCUUUUGGCGCUCGUGCUGGCGCUCCUGCACUCGGGGGCUACCUCCUCCGAAAUCAUCCACUACCAGAUAGCCCCCGGGGGCGACCUCUGCCCCGGGUUGUCGAACCCCUCGGGCGCGGCCCUGCACCGGUUCGACCCGGGCCGGCCGACCCAGCUGGCCCGCGCGUACCCGGGCCAGUCGGUCAUCUGCACCCUGGAGCAGCAGACCCCCCCGGCCACCGGCAACGGCCGGGACUUCCGCACCGGGGCCCGAUUCCUGGACCACGACCAGGACCAGAACCUCGGCCUCCUGUCCACAUGCCGCGAGACCAGCAGCCUGGCCACCGACGAGUUGAUCGCCUUUCAAGGCGUGACCCCCAGCCCGGAAGGCCCCUGCCAUGUUGGCUUCGGCAACAACCGGAUGGCCAUCCUCUCACCAAGCGGCAGCAUUUAUGUCUGGUCCGGGACCAGCCUUCGGGUCUUCUUCCCCGGGGGCUCACCCUCCCUCGCCUUCAAGGACAUCACGCCGGUCCAGGCCAGCAUCUUGGAUGUGGCGGUCCUGCCGCUGGAUGCGCAAUCGCCGGAUGGCCUGGUUUUGCUUUUGUCCAAUGGCCAGGUCCGCAUUUAUCCCAAGGCGACUGCAGACGCGCUGGGCGGCUCGGCCUCCUUCCAGCUCACCCUGCCGUCUGGCAUGGGCCCGGACUUUUGCCUCAUCGCGCCCAUGCGCUCCGAGUUCCCGCAAGCCUCGCAAACCCGGCCCCCCUGGAUCCAUGUGGUGCACACCGUUGAGGGACAGCUCUUCCAGCUGAGCCUGGACUUCACCCAUCCCCAGGCGGUGGCACUGUCGGAGGUGGCCCUGCCGCCGAAUGCCGAGCAGGCCACAUCCCUCAGGCCCUUCCAGCUGCUCGACUCCCAGGGCCAAGCCAUCUGGGGCCUGGCCAAUCGCAAGCUCUACCUGCCGAGCAGCAUCUUCUCCCUGAACAACAGCGACCAGUCCAUCCGCUGCGACGACGCCACCUCCGAGGCCAAGCAUGAUGACGGAUACACCUGCCAGGACUCCCGCGAGAGGGCCCUCUUCGCCCGGGACCAGGCCCUCUGCUCGGCCUGUGCCCUGGGCCGCCGGUUUACGGACUCACGGCACGCCUGCUCCGCCUGCCCGGACCACUGUGACGUCUGCUCCGACACGACGUGCCUCGUGUGCGAAAGUGGCCUGCAUCUGGUCGUCCACCCCUCCACCGGGGACACCACCUGCGAGGAGGAAUGCGCCAACAUCGACCUCGCGGUCGAUGACUUGCCCCCCGAUGGCCGGUGCCUGCCCGCGGUGCCGGACUCCUCGCCCGAGACCGGCGACGACCCGCUUUUUCCAACCCUCGCCACCACCAGCAUGGGUUUGCAAUUUCCGAAUGGCCUUAGCGUGGUCUUCCGGUCGAGACUCUUCCCGGACAACAACCAAUGCCACCUCCGCCGGGACACCUCCACGCCAGGCGACCUGCUGGGCAUCACUCAACAGUCCAACUUGCUCAUCUCCAUCGUCCCCGGCCCCAAUGGGCCGACGUCGUUGACGACCACGCAGCUGCCGUGCCUGCCCAUUCUGCAGUUCACGAUCAUCGACGCGGUGGAGCUGGGCAUCGCCGGCGGCCCGGCCCUGGUGCUGAUGUGCAUGGCCAACGGCUCCACUUUGUCCAUGCGUUUCGCCUGCUCCGGGACGAGCGCCGGCGCCUCCGUCUGCCCGGUGGCCACGCCAGUGCCCUUCAACCUCAGCAUCUCCAAUUGUCGGUCCCUUCGCCGGUUGGCCGCGGACCUGGCCACGGUGCUGACGGACGACGGCACCGUGUACUUCCUGUCGCUGCCCGGGCCCAACUCGUCUCUGGAGGUCCGGCCGGCGGCCGGCCUGCCGGGGAUGCAUGGCCAUCCGACCUGGCUGCCGGGCGUGCCGGAGUCCAACACGCCGGGCCACACGCCGUGGCUGCUGUUCGGCCAGGAUGACCAGGCCCCCCACCCGGCCGGCACCCUGGCCGGGCAUGCCCACCCGCUGGAUCUCCUGCUGGCCGGGGACAGCCGCCUGCAAGUGGGCAUGGGCCAGCGGGCGCUGGCCCGGCCGGCCGACACGCUGGCCAACUUCGAGGCCCUGACCCUGGGCCCGGCCCCGGGCGAGGUGUUCCUGUCCGGGCUCCGGCUGGCGGACGGGCAGGUGGUCUGGCAGGCGGCCCACCUGCCGGCCGGGUCCCACUGGCAUGGCCGCAGCACGGGCAUUCCCAGCAACCUCGAGGCAUUGGGCACCCUCCCGGGGUCCAGUACGUCGGUCCCCAGCCACCGGGUCCUGCCGGUGGACCUGCCGGCCCCGGCCGAGCCGCCGAGCCUCGGCUACCGCGUCCCGGGGCUGCUGGUUCUCCGGACCGCCGGGCAUGUCGGCCUGUCGGCCCUCCUGUGCCACCCCUCCACCGGGGCCUGCUGGCUGCAGGCUGCCCGCUUCCUGCCGGCGCCGGAGUCCCUCCUGGACGGCCUUUCGGUGGCGGUCUUUGCGGCGCACGCCAGCGGCAUCGCCGGUGCCGGCAUGCUGGCCACGCCGCCGGACCCCGGCAUCCUUGUGGUCCAUGUGCUGCUGGCCUCCCCCGAUGAACAGUCCCAGCCCGUGAUGCUGUCCAUGGCCCUGGACCUCUGCCUGGAGGGGACCCAUGGGCCGGCCUGUGCGGCCUGCCAUCCGGCCUGCGCAUCCUGCACCGGCCCGGGCCUGGGGGACUGCACCAGCUGCACCUUUCGCCUGGCCGGGACCGCGAACGAUGGCCAGUCCUGCCUGGCCUCAUGCACCGGCGCCUCGGUCACUGGCUUCCACCGGGGCACCUGCGCGUGCCAUGACGAUUGCGAUGGCUGCGAGGUGCAACACCUGGGCCCGAGCACCGACCCCCUGCCGACGGUGGUCUGCACCGCAUGCCACGGGGCCAAGGUCCCCUCGGUCCCCCCUGCCAUCGGGGCGUCCGGCUGUCUGGAUUGCCACACGACGUGCGCCAAGUGCUCGGUGCCGGGAGAAGCGCUGGCCUGCACGGAAUGCUUCCCGGGCCAGGGCCUGCUCCACCAAAACGAGUGCCGGGCAACUUGCCCACCGGGCUUCCGGCCCGACGCCGCCAGCGCCGCAUGCAUCGCCUGCCAGCCGCGCUGCCUGGCAUGCGGCCAGGAUGACACCUGUACCGACUGCGUGGCGGGCUACUUCCCCCAGGGGCCAGCGUGCCAGCCCUGUGCCAGCUCCUGCGCCGCGUGCGCCGAUGGGGCCGCCUGCACCGCCUGCCAGCCGGGGCUGGUCUUCCUGGACCCGGACCCGGGCGUGCCGUCCCUCUGCGGCAGCACCUGCGCCCCGGGCGAGUAUGUCGGCGCCGGCCGGUGCGCCGCGUGCGAUGGGUCGUGUGAGCUGUGCGCCGGCGGGCCGGACCAGUGCCGGGUGUGCGCCGAGGGGUUCCGCUGGGCCGGGCCCGCCCCGGGCCCCGGCGGCACCGGCACAUGCGUCGCCUGUGAGCCGGGGUGCGCCUCCUGCACGGGCACCGCAUGUCUGUCCUGUGCUCCCGGGCUCCUGCUCACGGCGGCCGGCGCAUGUGUCAGUGCCUGCCCGGCCGGGUCGUUCAGCAACGGCGAGUCGUGCCAGCCGUGCGACAUUAGUUGCGCCGCCUGCGCCGGUGGCAUGGGCAACCAGUGCACAGACUGCCUGGGCUUCGACGAAAUCCGCGCGUGCGUGGCGGCCGGCACGCGCCCCGGGGACGGGCAGCCCGCGCCCGGCCCGGCCGCCAUGGCCGACCUGCUGACGAUGGCCUGGGACCCGGCCCCCGGGUCGCGCCCGCUGGCCGCCUCCUUCCGCCAGGCCGUCGCCUCGGCGGCCGUCUUCUCGGCCGCCGCUCGCCGCUGA